Molecule: messenger RNA, 5928 nt
Organism: Schistosoma bovis
Lineage: Eukaryota; Metazoa; Platyhelminthes; Trematoda; Strigeidida; Schistosomatidae
Source: the annotation of a GenBank genome assembly
AUGAGUACAAAUUGUAGGCAAGGGAAAGUCGAGGUUAGUGAUCACUCGCUAUUAUCUGAAUUUAAUCAAGAUGUUUGUCUUCAGCUUAUUAAUGGUCAGAAGGUCGGAAAGGAUUCUGAAGCCCAAAGUCAUAGUAUUUUGAGUAAUUAUUUCACUGAAGAAAUAAAUUCGGACGAUCCAUUCGGUUCUGUUUGUGACUCAAAUCCUAAUGAAUUGCCCAAAUCACCUAGCAAUACUGAUCUAUCAAAAUGCUCUCAGUUGGAUCCUAAACAAGAUGUAACGAGUUUGAACCGUCUAAGACAACGAGAUGCCUGGUUGCCUUCUGAAUCUACUCAAAAAGCAUUAUUGAGUCCAAGUCCCGAAAACAAGUUAGUUGAGGUAAAACCUAUUCUCAUGGGCAAAGAUUAUGAGAUUGGCGGUAGUGGUAGCACUUCUGCUUUUGAUCCAUUCCAUUAUUUGUUGGCUCAGUAUACGGGCGAUGAACCAAACGUUAAUGCAAUCCAACGGGUUCCAUCUAUUGAACUGAGGAGUCAAAGUGGUGAUGAUCUCAAAAAAUUAAUUAACAAUGGAUGGUAUACUUGUGCACUGAAUCUUACUUAUCGUAUUCUUUCAGCAGCUGGUUUUAAAAAUGACGAAAGUGAGGCCGUUUUAUCUCCAUAUACUGCUCAGAUUUGGUUGUGUCGAUUGGCCUUAUUAGUUCGUACGCAAAAUUAUAAAUUGGCUGAACAUGAAUUUGCUACUUUUCAUAACAUGGAAGCACCGAAUUUCUAUUUUGAAUAUUUUCCCCAAAGAUAUCCUGGACGGACAGGUUCUAUCAUUCCAUUUUCUUUAAGACUACUUCAUGCUGAAUUACCAUUUAAUUUAAAUCGUACAAAUGAAGCAUUAGAUCGUCUAUAUUACUUAUUAGCUAUUAUUGGUCGAAUUCAAAGUAAUUUAGAGAAAGGCUUUAGAGAGGAUGGUUCGAUAAGUGAACCAGAUCUUGUUUACCGACAAGCCUCAUUAAAUUUAUGGACUGCUCGUAAAAUUCGGGUACUUUCCAGCUGUUUAUCAAUAUUUCUACAUAAGUUAGAUUAUCAAUCAGCACUAAAUAUAGUACGUCAAUUAACACAUCUAUGCAGUGAUAAUCAGGUUGUGCUUAGAGGAUUCUGUAGUUUACUUGGUCGUGUUCAUUUGCAGUUUGGGGAUUUGCAAACGGCUAAAGCACUUUUCGACAGAUCGUUACCUAAUGCGGAAUUUCCACUGGGCUAUAAACUUCAAUUACUGAUUCUACAGAAUUUUCAUAAUGCGUUGUUAUCGAUUGGUAAAGGGGAAUAUGAAGAAGCGAGAAUGUUCUUUGAAACUGUUCUGCAAUUAGAUCCUACAAAUGUGGCAUAAAACCCAUAACGCGUGUUUCUUCUUGUUUGAGACUCUCCAGCAGAAUUUACGUUAAACCAUAGUAAGUUGUUGUUAUCCUUACUGAGGCCCAAACGUAGUACCCAUAACUUCAAAAAUUAAAGCUUUGUCAUAGAAAAACUAGAAUAAAUCAUGUAGACACGGUUAAAUAAUUCACUUGUUUGAGUGUUCGUUGAGACUAUAAUUUAUGGACGACCUUUGAGCGACGCCAAAGUGAUGUUGAGGAUGUCCACCUAUUAACUGGAACUAAAUGAUGGUUAUAAACCAACGUGCGGAAUUAGAUUUAGAGUUUUCAUCACGAACUAACAUAAGCUGAAAUACCAAAACUCUAGCCAAAUAAAUGGACGAAUUAUGCGCCACAAUCCAAGACCUGUUAUCCCAAAUCUGAUUGGUUCGUCCGUAAAUUAUAGUCUCGCAGAGUGUUCUUGGAAAAGUGUCUAAAGUCAUGUGACUGAAAUUCCUCCGAUGAAAUAUAUCAUUUUCCCAAUUAAUAAAAGCUAAACUAAUUCGUCAUCCAAAACAAUUUUUACUGUUUUCAUAUUUACUUACGCAUCUAAAGGAUGUUAUUGUCCUGAGAGACCAAUUAAAGACAAUAAAUCAGUGAUUUGGUAUCCUAGGUAAUAUGUGCGAUCUUCUACGUUGAUAAAUAUAAAGUUUUUAUGACCAACUUGGGAGUCCUUUGAAGUACACACCAACGAGACAUCGCGGCAUCGAAGACAGAGCUCUCUAGUCUAUGAUACUUUCAUAUCAGCUACUGAAUACUGCGGUUCACAUUUCGGAACUCAGUUAGUUGAUUGGUAUGCAUCUAGCUUCCGCACCAGUAGAAACUAGGACACAUUCAGACUUCUUUCUCCGUAGUUCUUCAAAUCUCAUGGGUGAGUGCCACUGUACUUCAAACCAUAUUGUGGUAGUAAAUGUGUUUUCACUUUUAUGGAAAACACAGUAAGUUAGACUUCUGUGUUAAUUGUCAAUUUCGUACUGUGAAAAUAUAAAUCUGCAAUAAGGAUAAAUAUUUCUUAGGGAAGACUCUAAGUCAUGUAACCUGUGAGUAAAACCACGUAUCUGAUGUCUAAAGACUUGUUAUGUUUUCUGGACCAUUGUGUUUUAAAUUAGCAUCAACAGGACACUUUCAUCGUACCAAACUGAUUCCGUGAUUGUUUAUGACGAUCAAAUUUCACUCCUCUGUUGUUUAGAACAUUUAUAGUAAAAAUGGCAUAGAUUUGUCGUUAGUUCAGUACUCUUAUGCAAAUUAUUAAAAUAAAAACUCAUGUGGCUAGACCUAUAAUAGACAGUAUGUUCUUUCCAUAACCUCAGCUCCUACUUUUCCAGACAAGCUGUUUGGAGAACGGUAAGACUAAAAACAGCAAACCGAGGUGUGUGGAAGAAGUUGUACUACCGACUCUAUAAGGGUGUGGUAGAAGUUAUUUGUUCCUCCAGAACAGCCAGUAUUUACAGCGAGUCAAUGAACAUGAUAAAAAUGUACAUAUAUAUACAUAGUGAAAUGAAUUAAUCAUCGAAUUAAUUAAGCGACUAAAAUAGUAAGGCUAGUAGAAUGAAUGUAUAUGCGUAGGCAGUAAGCAAUGCUCAGGCAUACAUAUUCAUACAAGUGCAACAAUAAUAAAGGUACAAUGAUAUAAGUUGUUAUAGUACGGAUGACUCUGUCCGUUAAAUAAGUUAACAAAAGGGCUUAACCAAAUUAAAUGUGAACGAACUCGAUUGCACGUGAGCUGCUAUAUCCUUAAAUAUAACCCUUCUCACUUAUCUUUAUCACCACGUGCCACCAAUGCUAAUGACUGAAGUUAACGAAAUGUUGAUCUUGGUUUCUAGAAGCCGGUCACAUGUUGGAGCUCUUGAUGUUCAGACCCUGUGUUAGAUAGAACAACAAGCUUCCUUGCCUAGGAUUCCUGAACUCUGCGCAAUCGAUGUAUUGCUACUUCCUAUGAACUAACUGGUGUAAGUAUAGCAUUAAGUUGAAAAGCAGAACAGGCUCUACUAGACUGGUGGUUUGUCCGACUGAGCAGUAUAGUCGGAACUCUGAAAGAUAAGAUAUCACACUUUCCUCGUCAUCUCUGCCUACGACCCCACUAAUCACAGUUCGGAUGAAAUAAUAGACGAAUUUUAUGAGAAGCUUUCUAGACUCCGUCAAAAAUCAAAACGCUUGGAUAUGGUGAUAGCGGUAGGUGAUUUUGUACCGAAAUAUGUAAACUAAAGCAAACUGAAAAGCUCUUGGGACGGAUCUUACGAUGCCGCGUCUCAGUACACUGAUAAUGGUGACAGCCUGUUGUCAUUGUACUAGAUAACCGUCUUUUCGGCAAGCACAAACUUUAAUUACAAGUAAAGCAUCAUCUGAAUUUGCGACCCAUAUAAUUGACUGGACAAUGGACUUAAAUUGCCCACGUUGCCGUUAGCCAUCGUUGAAGAGGCUCGAUAUGACUGUCACCCAUUCUGAAGCAUGCAUUGUCCACGUCUUCAGUCAGUAACAACGUAGAACUUCGUACGUACGUACAUCAGUUCUAGUUGUCAUGGCCAUAACACUUUAGGAAACAGUUUAAUUGGCCUUAAACCGCAUUUCAGUUAUCCACUGUAUCCUAACGAUCUUACUGGCAAAUUGAUGCAAGUCCUCCAAAACUUAAUGAAACAAUAAGCAAUCUAUAACAAGCGGAAGCCCGAUAGAUUAGCGUGAAAUUUUUGGGGAUGGUGGUCCAGUCUUAGCAGUUGCUUGAUCUGAGCCCUUAGCUAAAAUCUGUGAAUUGUGCGUAAUCUCAUCUGACAGGUUUCGAUCGCUGAUCGUCCCAAUUUAAAAGAAAGGAAAAAUCCUUUUGUGACAAUUACAGCAAAAUCAGUUUGACUAAUUUAAUGUCUAUAAUAUUAUCUACAAUGAUACUUUGACGCCUAACUAGAGCUUAUGAAGAGCAAAUGUGAGAAUGUUAGACUGGUUUCAGACGUAGACCUCGAUUUAUAGACGAUACUCAACGUUCAGCAGAUUCUUGGCACAUAGAUAUAGUUUUCGAUGUCCGACUACAGUUGUGUUCCUUUAUAUUAUGGUGGAGUUCUACUCUGUAGAUCGUGAUAUUCUAUGCCGACCUCUAUCAUUGACAAACGUACCGAAUAGACAGUUCUCUACUCGAUCGCUACUGGUCAAGUUAGAACUUACGUCGAACCUGGAUAUACCAAGAUUGCUAGGUGAUUUGGGCUAUGAAAAUAGCGUAAAGCUGUUAGAUAGGUGGAGAGAAAUCAUAGCGUAUACAUGUCUGUAUACGAGUAAACUUUAAUACUAUGUAACAAAUAUUUGUUGUUCCCCUUUUCUAUAAGCCCCAGUGUCAUCAACACUAAAACAAGAAUUAGAAACUGUAUAAGCACAUUGAUAAAUAAGUAGUAAAAUAAAAGGGCUAAUCGGAGGAAAUUCCGUGAAAAAAUAGGAAAGAUUGAGUGAGUAAACCGAACAUAUAACGGUGACUGGUUGCUGCAGCUAUCCUCGGACAAUUGUUUAUUUCUAGCAAGCACCAACUAUGAGCACGAUAUACGCAUUCGUCUGAUAGGGCAACCGACUCAACGGUAGACCCAAAUAGAAUACAUUGCAAUCAGCCUCUGUUAGAGAAGCUCAAUAGAAGACCGACUCAUUCUGAAGCAUAUAUUUGGACCGAUGUACAUAUAUCCAACGUUUGACAUUGCAUUUAACGGACUGACUGUUCCAGUUUCUUUCAAUCAAUAAAGCUACGUUCGAAAUAGAUCUAUCGAAUGUAGGAAGCUUCCCAGCAUAUGUUCCUGCUAGCUGACUGUGAUCGAUAACUUUAUCGAUCAUUACUUUCUAUAUGCCGAUUUUAACGUUGUACGAUGGCAUCUAAGAAUAAUUUAGCCUCAAAGAAAUGGAUAUACAUUUCUUUUACUAAAUUGCUGUUUUCAAUGAGUCUUAUCACCUUAGGUGAAUAUAUAAAUAGUUUAUGAGAUUGACAUAUUCAUUUACAGUCGAAAAUUGAAGUUAACAGUCACUUUACCGUAAGUUGUCUAUGUUCAAUUUUUAUUGCUAUACGAUCUUCCUCAUUUCAUUCAUAUUCCACAAUUCAGGCGGCCAAUAAUUUAGCUAUUUGUUCUUUAUAUGUUGGACGACUAUCAAAAUCAAUUGAAGUGUUGGAGGAUCUAACAACAACUGGACUAACUAGUCAACCAAUAAACAAUUUAGGUGUUAUUACAACUGCUUCAACAUUUACAGGAUUUUCUACACCAUUCAUGUUCAAUGCACGAUGUCGUCGAUUCUGUCUACAUGAUGUAAUGAUUUCAAAUUUAGCUGUAUUAUAUGAGGUAGAGUCAGAUCUGGCCACAUUGAAAAAAGUUAACUUACUGAAAAAGUUGAUUGAAAUAUCUGGCGAACCAGUGCACAUAUCAUCAUUUAAAUUAUCUAUUACACAAUAAAACAAUAAUUAGUAUGUAAUAUUAACAAAUAUCUUUCAUUCUAAAUCACUUGAAUGAAAAAGAACAUUUAUUUGAUUGAUGCCUAUAAAAACAUAUUGUUAAAACUAACCUCCAAAAUUAUAUCUU